AUGCAUAUUAGGAUGAGUUUUCCUUCUACUAAAAUGGAGCCCAUGCCUGCCAAUAACGUGACUGAAUUUAUUCUCUUGGGACUCACACAGAAUCCACACCUGCAGAAAAUACUCUUCAUUGUCUUUUUGCUCAUUUUCCUAUUUACAGUGCUGGCCAAUCUGUUCAUCGUGGUCACUAUCUCCUUCAGCCCUGCGCUGUCGGCUCCCAUGUACUACUUUCUCACUUAUUUGUCUUUAGUAGAUGCCUUCUACACCUCUGUCACCACCCCUAAGAUGCUCUUCGAUCUGCUCUACCAGAGGAGAACCAUCUCCCUGCAUGGCUGCUUGACUCAGCUCUUUGCAGAGCACUUCCUAGGAGGUUCAGAGAUCAUCCUUCUCAUUGUCAUGGCCUAUGACCGCUACGUGGCCAUCUGCAAGCCCCUGCAUUACCUGACCAUCAUGCGCCAAGGCCUCUGUCACAUCCUGGUGGCAGUAGCCUGGGCUGGAGGGAUGCUGCAUGCCACCAUGCAGAUCUUUUUCAUGAUCAACCUGCCCUUCUGUGGCCCCAAUGUCAUUGACCACUUCAUGUGUGAUCUCUUCCCACUGCUGACACUAGCCUGCAGAGACACCCAGAGGCUCGGAAUGGUGGUGGCAGCCAACAGCGGAGCCAUGUGCUUGCUCAUCUUUUCCCUGCUGCUCAUGUCCUACCUCGUCAUCCUCAACUCCCUGAAAUCCCACCGCUCCGAAGGCAGGCGCAGAGCCCUCUCCACGUGUGGCUCCCACUUUACCGUGGUGGUUCUUUUCUUUGUGCCCUGCAUAUUCACUUACAUGCGCCCCGUGGUCACCUACCCCGUGGACAAGCUGGUGACUGUGUUCUUUGCAAUCCUCACUCCCAUGUUAAAUCCUUUAAUUUACACAGUGAGAAACACAGAGGUGAAAAAUGCCAUGAGGAAUUUGUUGAAGAGGAGAACAACCUAG
This is a messenger RNA of Jaculus jaculus (lesser Egyptian jerboa), 957 nucleotides long. Its product is annotated as olfactory receptor 140-like. The coding region runs from base 1 to 957 and encodes 318 amino acids. Gene Ontology annotation, biological process: G protein-coupled receptor signaling pathway. Gene Ontology annotation, cellular component: membrane. The record is from RefSeq and is a predicted model, not a curated record. The transcript is spliced from 2 exons. NCBI's taxonomy places the organism in Eukaryota, Metazoa, Chordata, Mammalia, Rodentia, Dipodidae. Gene Ontology annotation, molecular function: olfactory receptor activity; G protein-coupled receptor activity.